This is a messenger RNA of Lathyrus oleraceus (garden pea), 1010 nucleotides long. RefSeq lists its product as uncharacterized. Bases 188 to 934 code for a protein of 248 amino acids. The transcript has a single exon. The record is from RefSeq and is a predicted model, not a curated record. Gene Ontology annotation, molecular function: S-adenosylmethionine-dependent methyltransferase activity. NCBI's taxonomy places the organism in Eukaryota, Viridiplantae, Streptophyta, Magnoliopsida, Fabales, Fabaceae.
UAAUUAACAUUUUACAUUUUAAUGAAAGUGAGGGAAGAGAUACUUAAGUAAAUCCUUAAUCUCAUUAUCCUUUUUCGUCUUUUCCAUUUCGUUUUUUCCUCUCCUUUUUCUUUAAUCUCUCUCUAUUUUUUUCCCAUAACACAAUGCCCAUUUUUUUCCUCAUCUGAGUCUAUAUACACACAAGGACAUGAAAUUCACAUUAACAAAACCAUUCAUUCUCCGUUGUUUUCUCAUCUCUCUUUUUCUCUCCCUCCCUUUUCUCUUCUUCCAUCUCUUCUCUUCCCAACCACCCAUCACCACCACCACCACCACUACAACAACCACCGGCCUGAAAAUCCGACCCGGUUACACAUCCUACGAUACCUACAUACAACGCCAACUCAAUAAAACUCUCAACCCAAAACUCCGUAAAAUAUGGACCACCCGCGACUGGAACCGCAAGAUCCCAGUUUUCGCCAAAUUCUUCCAACAACUCAUAACCAAAAACCUUCUACAAAAAACAUCCAAAGCCUUAUGCAUUGGUGCACGCGUUGGACAAGAGGUUGAAGCUCUACGAAGAAUCGGCGUCGCCGAUUCCAUCGGAAUGGACCUCGUUCCGUAUCCACCGUUGGUCGUGAAAGGCGAUUUCCAUAACCAACCUUUCGAUAACGACACGUUCGAUUUCGAAUUCUCUAACGUCUUCGACCAUGCGCUUUACCCGCAGAAAUUCGUUGGUGAGAUAGAACGGACGUUGAAGCCUAACGGCGUUUGCGUGUUACACGUGGCGUUAUCGCGUCGCGCUGAUAAAUACUCCGCUAACGAUCUUUACAGUGUUGAGCCUCUCGUUGAGCUUUUCAAUAAUUCUGUUCUGGUUCAUGUUGUUAGCGUUGAUGGUUUUGGGUUGGACACUGAAGUUGCGUUUCGUAAGAAACCACCAACUCCUCACAAAUUGUAAUUGCUUCAUUGUUUAUUUCCUUUGUUUUAUUUAUUUUUCUGGAUAUAUUUAAAUGGAUUUAGAUUUUGUUUUUUUA